This is a messenger RNA of Mya arenaria, 629 nucleotides long. Its product is annotated as glycine-rich protein 3-like. The record is from RefSeq and is a predicted model, not a curated record. The transcript has 4 exons. Lineage: Eukaryota; Metazoa; Mollusca; Bivalvia; Myida; Myidae. The coding region runs from base 44 to 514 and encodes 156 amino acids.
AGAGGGUGCUAAUUAAGACACCAGUCUGACUUCGCUCUCCAAAAUGAAGACAACCGCUGUUGCUAUCGCUCUGUGUGUGCUAGUUGCCGUCCUUAUUCCGGACACCGAAGCCCGUGGUGGUUUUGGUAACUGUCGGUGCAGCAGAUGGUGUAACAAGAAAUACGAGGUCACCCGAGGCCGCUGUGGAAAGUGGGGCGGUGUGGUGUGCUGUAGGCGCUGGUGGGGAGGUGGAUACGGUGGUGGAUACGGAGGCGGAUACGGUGGUGGAUACGGAGGCGGAUACGGUGGUGGAUACGGAGGCGGAUAUGGAGGUGGAUAUGGAGGCGGAUACAAAUACGGAGGUGGUUACGGGGGCGGAUACGGUGGUGGUUACGGAGGCGGAUACGGUGGUGGAUACGGAAGCGGAUACGGAGGCGGAUACUACGGAAAUGGCGGAUGGGGCAAAGGCGGAUGGGGAUUCGGAAAUGGCGGAUUUGGAAAUGGUGGAUACAGAUAUGGUGGAAAGAAGUAUUAAGCUUUUAGAUACAAUACUGGAUUUACACGACUGGAUCGUCCCAUGGAAUGAAAUUGCCCUUGUGCUCAAUAUUUUGAUGUUUUUAUCAGAAAAGAGCAAAUAAAAGUAAAAAUAA